AUGUUUAAAAAAGAUAUAACUGCGGGAGCACGGUCAAAAGUCAAGUCAUCAGUGCAAAGAUCUUUACGGGCGAAAUUCCUGGAGACUCAUCCAGGUUUCGAGCCAUAUAUCGAUGAAGUUCUACCAAAGAAGGCUUCUUUAGAAGCCAUGAAGCUGUAUGCUAUAUAUCUCCCACCGCACUUAUACGCACACAUCAUGACUGAUCAUCUUGGAUCUUACAGGCCGGACCGAGUAACUCUAUACAUCGCAGACUCCAAACCCAUCUUUUUCCAGUCCAUGGACAGUCCUCUAAUUCCCCAUCUACGAGUGCUCCACGCCUUUCCCAAUGCCAUGCCUACAGUUGGAAUCGACCGAGGAGCAAUCAGAUUCGUCCUAUCAGGAGCUACAUUAAUGGCUCCUGGACUUACAUCUGCAGGCGGCAGUUUGCCUGACGCAGAGCAUGCACUAGAAGCCGGCACAAUAGUAGCCAUCAGGGCGGAAGGAAAGGAAGAAAUAUGCAUGGUUGGUGAGCUGAAGGUGGGAACCGAGGAUAUUAAGAAGAAGGGGAAGGGCGUUGUCAUGGAUGAGGGUCAUUAUUUGGGCGACGGGCUUUGGAAGCUAAACUUUGAUUAA
This is a messenger RNA of Trichophyton benhamiae CBS 112371, 612 nucleotides long. RefSeq lists its product as uncharacterized. The transcript is spliced from 2 exons. Bases 1 to 612 code for a protein of 203 amino acids. Gene Ontology annotation, biological process: formation of translation preinitiation complex. The record is from RefSeq and is a predicted model, not a curated record. Gene Ontology annotation, molecular function: RNA binding. Lineage: Eukaryota; Fungi; Ascomycota; Eurotiomycetes; Onygenales; Arthrodermataceae.